UGGGGGGUGUGUUUAUAAUAUUGAAAAAGUUAACCGGAAAGUAACGCAAAAUAUAAUAUACAGAUACAAUUGGGAAUUUUCAGAAUUACACAUUUUAGACAAACACAGCGGAGAGUUGGAGACCCUCUUUUGAAGUUUUGGGUUGUGAAGCCCAAGAAGUUCAACAAUCUCUGUAACCAUGGUUCUCGAGGCGACUAUGAUCUGCGUCGACAAUUCCGAAUGGAUGCGAAACGGCGAUUACUCUCCCUCCCGAUUGCAGGCUCAAGCUGACGCCAUUAAUCUCAUCUGUGGUGCCAAAACCCAGGCUAAUCCGGAGAAUACAGUUGGGGUAUUGACAAUGGCGGGCAAAGGGGUUCGGGUUUUGGCUACUCCAACCUCUGAUCUUGGCAGGAUUUUGGCUUGCAUGCAUGGUCUGGAGAUGGGAGGUGAGAUGAACAUAGCAGCUGCAAUCCAGGUAGCUCAGCUGGCUCUUAAGCAUCGUCAAAACAAAAAUCAACAACAGCGGAUUAUUGUUUUUGCUGGAAGUCCUGUUAAAUUUGAAAAGAAGUUGUUGGAAUCGAUAGGGAAGAAAUUGAAAAAGAACAGUGUUGCUCUUGACAUUGUUGAUUUUGGUGAAGAGGAUGAUGGGAAGCCAGAGAAGCUGGAGGCCCUUCUGUCUGCUGUUAAUAAUAAUGAAAGCAGUCAUAUAGUACACAUCCCUCCUGGUCCAAAUGCUCUCUCGGAUGUUCUUAUAAGUACACCUGUAUUUACUGGUGACGGAGAAGGAGGAAGUGGUUUUGCAGUGGCGGCGGCAGCAGCAACUGCUGCUGCUAUUGGUGGCUCUGGGUAUGACUUUGGAGUUGAUCCCAACAUUGAUCCUGAGCUUGCUCUUGCCCUUAGAGUUUCUAUGGAAGAGGAAAGGGCUAGGCAAGAAGCUGCUGCCAAAAGAGCUGCUGAAGAAGCUGGUGGGAAAGGAGGGGAACCGUCAUCCAAAUCAGAAGAUAUAACCAUGACAGAUCAAGCUAAUGUUUCUUCUCCCCAUGAGGAUAAGAAACAUACUGAUAAUAUGGUUGAUGAGAAUGACUUGCUGAAGGAGGCUCUUGCAAUGUCAAUGAACGUCACUGGAACUGGUCAUUCAGCAGGUGAUACUGAGAUGUCCGAAGCAACUAGUACGGAUCAGGAGUUGGCAUUAGCUCUUCAAAUGUCGAUGCAGGAAAGUGCAGGGGAGCCAUCCUCCCAGACCGAUGCGAGCAAGGUGUUGGAGGAUCAGUCUUUUAUAUCAUCUAUCCUUGAAUCUCUUCCAGGAGUUGACCCCAACGAUCCUUCAGUGAAAGAUCUUCUUGCAUCUCUGAAGAAUCAGUCUGAGCAGAAGGACAAAGAAGAACCAUCGAAUGAGGACAAAUGAAGAUUGUGACUAGAACGACUUCUGUAUCUUGAAAGUAAGCAUUCAGAUUCUGAGGGAGGCUUCUUUAAAUUGUGGGAGGAUGAUACAAGAACAGAUGUAGUUUAGGGUUUUAGUGAUUAUACUUUAAUCAAAUUAUUCUGCAUUUAUAUUCGUGUUGAGCAGAACUUAAGCAAUGGGAUGAACUCUUCCAAACUUCUUGACAUCAUUUACAGUUGUUUUAUUGGACAAAAAAAGAAGGAUAAGAACAGAGAGAUUUCCAGAUUCCAUA
Molecule: messenger RNA, 1652 nt
Organism: Pyrus x bretschneideri (Chinese white pear)
Lineage: Eukaryota; Viridiplantae; Streptophyta; Magnoliopsida; Rosales; Rosaceae
Product: 26S proteasome non-ATPase regulatory subunit 4 homolog
Exons: 10
Coding region: 179-1384 (401 amino acids)
Biological process (GO): proteasome-mediated ubiquitin-dependent protein catabolic process
Cellular component (GO): cytosol; nucleus; proteasome regulatory particle, base subcomplex
Molecular function (GO): polyubiquitin modification-dependent protein binding
Source: RefSeq, a predicted model, not a curated record